AUGAGUGUGGUUCGUUGGUCUACCGUGGCAAUAUUCACAAGUUCCCUCUUUCUCAACUUAGAGAUGUACGAAAUCUCUGAAUAUACGUAUGUGCCCACAUGGUUGGUGGUAUUAACAGCAGCAUUAUUGUAUAAUUUCUCUCUACAACACAUAGAAUCUUCUCGGAGGACGGUCGAACCCGUAAAGCUGAAAAAUUACGCGAAACAAUUGAUCGAUGGCGCUUUCAUCCUUUUAUGCCUCGGAAUAGAUUACUAUGAUUUUGAGGGAUGGUUGGUGUGGGCUUGGGCUUUCGGUGCUUACUUACAUAUGGUGGCCGUGUUUGGUUGUUUGGGCUAUUCCAGAAGCUUCGGAUUCAAAGACAUCUUGUUGGCUCAACUUAUUUGUCUUUGGGCGUUUUUGAGUCGAGGAUAUUCGUUGCAUGGUAAGUUAAUGCUUUUGGGAGUGUCUCUUGCUUUGCAAGUGAUGAACAACUUCAGGCGAGACGAGUUUGAGAGAGAGGAAUUGGAAGAGAAGCGUUUCUUGUGUUAUAAUUAG
This is a messenger RNA of Striga asiatica, 534 nucleotides long. The record is from the annotation of a GenBank genome assembly. Lineage: Eukaryota; Viridiplantae; Streptophyta; Magnoliopsida; Lamiales; Orobanchaceae.